Messenger RNA from Vicia villosa (hairy vetch), 1555 nucleotides. RefSeq lists its product as uncharacterized. Gene Ontology annotation, biological process: proteasomal ubiquitin-independent protein catabolic process. Bases 899 to 1411 code for a protein of 170 amino acids. Lineage: Eukaryota; Viridiplantae; Streptophyta; Magnoliopsida; Fabales; Fabaceae. Gene Ontology annotation, molecular function: peptidase activator activity; proteasome binding. The transcript has 6 exons. The record is from RefSeq and is a predicted model, not a curated record. Gene Ontology annotation, cellular component: cytosol; nucleus.
AGCGCUAAGCGCUGCCUAAAGGGUGGGUUUACGUAGCGCUUUACACCAAGGGAUUUUAUAUUUUUUCAUUUUUCAUUUUCUUUUCAUUCUAACUCAAAAAUCUCUCUCUUAUCUCCAUACUCUCUCGUCUUCUUAGUAUUAUUUUCUUCUCCGCCGCUAUCAACAACAAUCACCCUAAAUCAUGCUCACACUCAGAAUCGACCAAGACCCACAUGCAAUCUCGCACCGUUUUUGUUGUUCUUUCAUCGUUUCUAACUACACAACGAGAAGUGGUCUUUCAUCGGUUUCAAUUUCCAAUUUCCUUUUGUUUCUUCUUCCUUUUGAUUACCUUAUUGCGAUCUGAGAUCUUGCGAUUUCGUUUUUUGUUAUUCUCUCAACAUUUUCCUUCACCUAUGGUUACUAUCAUUCAAGCGAAGUUGGAUUUGACCCAGCGACUAUUGUUGGUUCUGCAGAUUCGGUGAAUAAAUCAAAAUAGAAGAUUCAAUCGCGGUUGAUGAUUCCGUCGACGAGCUUGAUAGCUACAUGUUCCAAACGGUUUGACUCUUUUCCAACUUGAUCCUCUUGCUCUUUAUUGGGGCUUUUGUCAUGAUCGCAUUUUCUUGUUAUUUGCUUUGGUAAUUUUUUAGAUUGAUUUAGUUUAUUAUUUAGGGAUUUUGAUUGUUUGAGUUAAAAAAAAACAGAUAUGUGGUCCAUGCCUUGUAUGGUCUAAGAUUUGUUAGAAUAAUAUUAGUGUUGUAUACACAGUUUCUGAUUCUAACUCUCUUCUUUACUUCAUGGGGAGUACCACUGCAUCCUCUGGUGAGUUGGGUUUCUUUCAGCUUCUGUUAUCCUAUUCAAAAUUUGAAGCUUUAUUGGUUUUUACAAGUUCAAUUUCUGGUUGAAACAUGAGUCAUUAUGAAUGUAUAAUGUUCUUAUUGUAUCUGUUUUGGUUGUACCAGAGAUUGAAACUGAUAGUAAUUUUGAAGUUCAUGUGUUCUCUUCAUCAUCUGAGAAAAGCUUCAUCAAACAUGGAGUUCAGUGGAGAAACAACCAUAUCCGGCUAUGUAUUCUAGUGUCUAUGGAGGAAGGUGCAUCAGAAGCAGACCUUAGUAUACUUCCAAAAUACAGAUUUCGAUUAUUAAACAAUGAGGAGAAGGCUAGCGGUGGAGCUGGAUCGAUGAUUCCCACACAAACCUCCAGUGGAUACUUGGCUAAUGAACAAAUACUUUUACCUGAGGAUACAGUUAAUGGGGCUGCUGAUCAUCUUCUUCGGUCCCUUCUUGGAAGUCAGAUUCACUAUUAUCCAAUAGACCAAUAUAAGUGUGUUCUUAGUUACCCUGAUGUUGUUGCUCUUGAAGAGUGGAUUAGCCCAAAAGAUUUUUCGACUGAUGAAAGGUUGAUUCCAAAGUGGCAUAUUCCUUGUGAUGAAUAAAUUCAUUUUGCAAACUAGCUUUUAGAUAUUCACUUUAAGUCUGUUUUGCAAGAGAAUUGGUCUCAUGAAUGAAAUUUUGGCUGCUAUGGACACUGUAAAGUAUGUCUUUUACCAUAAAUGAUUAACUGUUUGUUUAUAUAAUAA